CAGGACCUUUCGGAACGUGUGAAGAACACAGUGCAUCCUUCACCACAUCCAGUCGUCGGGGCUGCGACAACAGAUCCAUUUCCGACUCACUGCAGGAUGCAGAAUCUUCUGACUGUGAAUUAGCGGGAGGCGGACAGUGGGACGAAAGAAUGUCGCCUGCUUCUGGAUCCCCUCGGGCCUUUGCUUGCCCGUCGCAGAAGAGGGUACCUGGUUCAUCAGUGGGAGCAGUGGCCUACAGGCGGGGGGACAGGGCAACACACGGCAAGUCGGUGAACCACUUAUGUUGGGAUCACAAGGCUACACUGUGCUGCCAUCUGACAGACUCUCUGACGCUAAGAGAUGAAAGCGCAUGUUAACACCUCGGACAAACUCCUUGUGACUCGAUGUCGUGUCUCUUUACGUCACGUCCGGCACCUUGCGAACGUCGAGCAAGUUCUUCCGCACACCGCCAGGCAACAGCUCGUUUCCAUAGCACUGUGAGCGCAAUGAAAGGCGCCUGCCCUCAGUACAUACAAAGCCGGAGAAGAAACCUGCGUAAACAUUACUCAAAACCAGAGAAGAAACCCAUGUAAACAUUAUUCAACAAGUGGAGUACUUCUAACCACGUGUUUGUGCUUAUUGUCUUCGCUCAGCUAUUUACGUCCCUUCCCAACCCUAUUCCCCUCUCCACCCUAGUGGGAAGGAGAGAAGGAACAGCCCGACCCUUUGCAAGAAGUCAAAACCAAAACACCUUGUGCCAGGCAUCCCUGACCUAUACACACCCAGCCAUGUCGAAACUGACCGAAGAGCAGGUGACCGAAUACCUCAGAAACCACCCUGAGUUCCUGCUGAACUGGCUGGGCGAGAACAGUAGCACGGAGCUCGUCGACGUCUUCGGGCGGCUGGCGCGCGACCGGGGCGUGGAUUCCUCAGUCCCCGACACGAGUGUCGGGACGUGCCGCUCGGACACCCGUUCCUCCCUGCCGAACUUCACCCAAGUGUCCCGCAACUCCAUUACGUCUUCCAUCUUCCGCCGCUAUGUGGAUGGAGACCGCACUCGCAAAACCUCCUUGCGCAAGGACCGCAACAGCCUGCGCACCAUGUCGGAGGAUGAGCUCUUCAUGGAGCUCAUCCGCGACAUCGCCAGCGAACUGGACGUCAACCUGCUAUGCCACAAGAUCCUGCAGAACGUCAGCCUCCUGACCAACAGCGACCGAAGCUCCCUCUUCCUGGUGCGUGGUUCGCGCGAGGGCAAGUACCUCGUGUCAAAGCUCUUCGACGUCACCGUGACGUCCACGCUGGAGGACUCGCAGAACAACGAGAUUAAGGUGCCCUUCGGCAAGGGCAUCGUGGGCAUCGUCGCGCAGACUGGCGUAGCCAUCAACAUCAAGGACGCGUAUGCUGACCCGCGAUUCAAUCAGGAGAUCGACCGGCAGACCGGCUACAAGACCCACAGCAUCCUGUCCAUGCCCAUCGUCAACUACGAGGGCGAGGUCAUCGGUGUCGCGCAGAUCAUCAACAAGAUCGACGGCGACCACGAGUUCACCAAGCAGGAUGAGGAGGUGUUCCGAAAAUAUCUUAUCUUCUGUGGGAUCGGCAUCACAAAUGCACAGCUCUUUGAGAUGUCCGUCAAUGAGUUUAAAAGAAAUAAGCUUCUGUUGCACCUGGCAAGAGGGAUCUUUGAAGAGCAAACCAACUUGGAGAAGCUCGUGCAGAAGAUCAUGCUAGACGCGCAAGACCUACUCAAGUGUGAGAGAUGCUCGGUCUACCUUUUGGAGGACACUCUUGAACAUGACAUUGCGCGGUUCACGCACGCUUUCAUGUCCAGGCUCGGCACAUACUCGCGCAGCUCACUGGUCAUGGCCAUGCAGUCAACACAAGUGAAGCUACACAAUAUAAGGAAGAACAUUUACCAAGUCCUCGAUCCGGCCAACCAGCAUGACAUGACCGCCAACUUAAGUCUCGGACUGCUGCCGGAAGCCAAGCAAAGGAUAAGAGAGGAAGUGGUCUUCUCGAAAGGUUUUGACAUGUGGUCUAAGGAUGGCAAUGUAACAGCUAUCAGUGGUCCAGAACUCUCAACGUCCAGGACUGCCUUCAUUGCCAAGUUUGCUGUGAUAACAGACGAAACUGUCAACGUGCCUGAUGUCGAAGCCGAUGGAAGAUUUGGCAAAGGUCCCUUCGUCGAUCUCAAGGGCUGCACGAUCCGCAGCGUCCUCUGUAUGCCUAUCCACAACAGCGACAAGCAGAUCAUCGGCGUCACGCAGCUCGUCAACAAAACCAACGGCGAGCCUUUCAACGACAACGAUGUGAACAUUAUCGAGGCUUUCUCCAUCUUCACGGGGCUUGGUAUCCACAACUGCCAGAUGUACGAGAACGCCUGUCAGCUGAUGGCCAAGCAGAGCGUGGCGCUGGAGGUCCUGUCCUACCACGCUACGGCGCAGACGGAGGAGUCCAACGAACUGGCGCGUUCUGACAUCCCGAGCGCUGCUGAGCUCCAGCUAUACUCCUUCGACUUCGACGACAUGCAGAUGGGUGAUGACGUUACGCUCAAGGCAUGCAUUCGCAUGUUCAUGGAAGCCGACCUCAUCAAUCGCUUCAAAGUACCGUAUGAGGUUGCGUGCCGCUGGGUGUGUACUGUCAAGAAGAACUACCGGCCAGUGACGUACCACAACUGGCGACACGCCUUCAACGUAUGCCAGACCAUGUUCAACAUUAUUUUUACCGGAGGCUUCAGGACGAUGUUUGAUGACCUGGAAGUCUUUUCACUGAUGGCCGCCUGCUUGUGCCACGACCUCGACCACAGAGGCACCAACAACGCAUUCCAAGCGAAGGUAGCUUCACCCCUGGCCAUGCUGUACAGUACCUCAGUGCUGGAGCAUCAUCAUUUUGAUCACUGCAUCAUGAUUCUAAACAGCGAGGGCAACAACAUUUUUCAGUCGCUGUCGCCAGAGGAGUACAGGCGUGCCAUCAGAAUGCUAGAGCACGCGAUCCUGUCCACAGACCUGGCUAUAUACUUCAAGACACGAGGAGACUUCAAGAAACUUGUGGAGAAUGGAGAACGCACCUUUCGUGAAAAAAAAGAACGAGAACUGCUCAGGGCCAUGAUGAUGACAGCCUGUGAUGUGGCGGCUAUCACCAAACCCUGGAUAAUUCAGCAAAAGGUCGCGCAGCUGGUUACCAACGAAUUCUUUGAGCAGGGAGACAUCGAGAGGACACAGCUGGGGGAGCAGCCCAUCCCCAUGAUGGACAGAAACAAAAAGGACGAGCUACCCAAGAUGCAGGUCGGUUUCAUCGAUGCUGUUUGUAUCCCCGUCUACAAGCUGUUUGCCGAGAUGAACGAGAGGCUGGCCCCCCUGUACCUGGGCUGCGAGAACAAUAGAGAGAAGUGGCAGGAGCUGGCGGACGAGAAGACGACGUCCCUCGCUACAGAAACAGAACAAACCAAUCAGGAACAGCCCGCCAGCGACCGCAGCUCAGAGCAAACCAACAACAAAAGCAACAACAUCGAUAACAACAACACCAACGGCCGUGACAAGAGCGUCAACGAGAGGCAAGCUAGCCAUCAGACGACAGUAACGAAUCUCGCCGCUGACAGCAUUCAUCCCCUCGGCAAGCCUGACCUUGACUCUCCCCUUUUACCGUCCACCUCCACUUUGAAUCACACCACCCCCAGCUCUCUGUCUGCACCAACUGCUGCCCACCCCGGCCAGAUGCCCUCGCAGGACGAGCGCAGUGCUGCUAGAGACACCGCCCACAUCGUUAAGCCGCUGGGAGCGGACAAGGAACCUCAAAACCUUCCCGACAGGCAUGGCUCAAGUCAACCUGGCAAACGGCAGCAGCAAAACGGAAGUGGUCUGCCCUCAAAGCCGAAGGUUCUCGACAGGAGAAGAAAGCCACCAUUCCCAUGAACAGCGGCGAGGAACACGCAAAACGGGGCAAGCGGAAGACGCAUGCGCAGGCUCAUGCAUCGUUGUCAACUGACAAAGGAAGCACCAAGAGUGGGCUGUGCCUCGUCAGCUGACCGGACCAGUGACCACAGUGUGCAUUUUUCCCAAGGCAGUCUGUAAAAUUGUAGAGAAGAGAAGUCUCUCCAACGCCUAAGACAUUCUGCAGCUCUGCGCUUUUGAAGCGUGCAGUGGUGCGGUACACAUGCCCCAUCCCCUCGUCCAACGAUCAACGAUGCGAGUCCUGUGUCUGCCUGUUCGGGAAGGGACCGGCCAGAUCACAGCGUCUUCUAGCGGCCAGACUAAGAAAAGCAGUGUGCCUUUUAGUGGAGGGCAGAAAUCCCUGUGUGGAAUGUUUGACUGUUAUUAGAAAACUAGAGGCAGAUAGGGGCUGAUAACUUUCGGCUAGACACAGGUUGCUGCAGUUGUCUGUCCAACCAGAACGUGAGACCAGGAACAAGGAGACAGAAGCUCGCCAUUGUGAUGGAUCCUUGUGAGGGCGCUGCCUGAAAACGGGUGCUAGAUGUAGGUGUCACAGACUGCUAAUAAUAGACAGCACAACUCGCUAAUAAUAGGUGCUGGAUCCAGACUAUAUCACAGCUUGCUAAAAUCAUCUGUUUUAAAAUAAAUGCCACAGCUCCCUGGGGAUGGGUGUUGGAUGUAGAGGUCAUGGCUGGUUCAAACAGACGCUGCAGCUAGACGUCACAGCUCACUUGAUAUGGUCUCCGAGAGCCGCACGCCGGAGUGCUUCGUCUCACUGCACGUGACAGAGUCUAGGGUGGUCGGGUGGGAUUGCAAAAGCGUCAUCUCCUUUUCUUUUCAUCAAAACUACCUGUAAAUUGACAAAAGUCGUGUUCCUUGGGUGCAUUCAUAUAUGAGAAAUAAGGUGGAACGCGCGUGUCACUUACCUCUGAUAAGAAAGACCUUUCAGCAAGUAUCUGUAACCCGUGCCACCCCACCAACACCAGCACUAUCACCCAUUCCGUGUACCAGUGAAUGGUAAAAUCAGAGGCUGGUGGCAUCACUGCGUCCAGUUUUCUUGCACGCCAGCACUACUAGCGAUAUUUGGAAACUUUGACCGCUAGACGUAUCAUCAGUCUGGGAUGUCAAUUUUCUGAAAGUUUUUUGUAGCCACCUGCAGCAUCAUAACAUGCCACUCACCAUGAUGUUGAUGUUGAGUGCAACGGCUGAAGGGACUACAAUCCUACUUCUCAACACUGCAGAGUUUUAUAGUGCAGAUAGUGCUAUACGUCUUCUUCUCCCCCUUUACUUCUUCCUUUUCUCUUUGGAAAUGGAAAAACAAUCUUUUUCCCGUUAAUUUAUCACUUUACUCUUCGGUCUUCUAAGCAGCUUCCAUAUUAUUCCAGUGCUAGAGCCGAUACCUCUUUCAGCAGUUUGCGAGUGUGCAGUGUCACUAUGAUGACAAGAUCGUCAGUCAGCCAACCGGCGAGAUAGAUAUCAGUCGCAUGCUCUUAUCCGCUUCACGUGGGGAAGACACGCUAGGAGGGACAAAGCAGGCUUAUCUCGAACUGGAUACCUUCAUCUUUUAAUGUUAAUCUUUCAUUCUCUAUCGUUGUAAUCCUUUGUUAGUUGCCGUGCAAUUAAGGUCACAGUCGUUUCCAACAAUCGUCUGACUGGAGUUCGUCACGCUUCCGCCUUGUGAAUGACUUGUUCGCAGCUCUGCUGUCGGUCGCUACCUAAGGUUAGAGCCUGCAUGCCAAGUCACCCAGUUCAGCCAACUGCGAUACUGGCAAGAUCAUGCCAAUGGUGGUGUUAAUGCGUGAUGUAAAUGGUGCGAUUAGUUUGAUGAGCUUGGUUUGAUUGUGAAUGGUGAGAUUGGUUUCAUUUUGACUGUGGUUACAUCGGUUUAACGGUACAGAUGGUUUAAUGGUGCAAGCUGUGUUGCUAAACUUCCCAUGGAGCAAUAUCCACUAGUUGGCGUGACGGUGCUAAAUGAUAAUUGGGGUAAUUGAUGUGAUGGUACUCAUGGUGAUGUCGGUGCAAAUGCGAUGUCUACGUGUUUGUGUUCUUGACGCGGUGGUAUAUUGAAGAUGUCAUUAGUGCGGUGGUGAAAGGGUGAGACGGGUUUGAUGGUGCAAGCGAUAUUAAGGGACAUCUCCCUGUAGUGAUAUCCAGUGAACCCUCAUUUUGGCUGCUCUUGUUUCCCCCAUCCGUCCUUUGGAAGUCGUAGAAUCAGUUGCAGAAACAACCAAUCAGACCAUUCUUCGGUUUUUGAAAAAGGCAUUAAAAAGAUCCGCUCUAUGCACGGGUUUCACUCUUUGUUUGUUUGUCAUUCUGUGUUUAAUAAUUGGUCAAAAAUGCGACAACUGAGUGUCGGUACCAGACAUUUAUCUGCAGUUUUUAGCUUAUCAACAAUAUUUUUCAGGCAGGAAAGAUGGCGCUUUUGUGUACAACGUCACGUGAACAGUUCAUUUAUUGACCUUCAUUGUUUUGGUGAUGCGAUAAAAACACUUUAAAGGGACCUUUGCUAAAGCACUGAACUUUCCAAAGUAUGAUUUCAGUCUCGCCUGUGAUACUAAAAUCUGUUUAUAUCCUAGCACUUGAUGUGAUACAAAACUGGUAUGUGUUAUUCAUUGAAUUUCACUUCAUAAUCUUGCAAGAAAUAUAGUAGCCUCUCAUAUGACAUUUUUCGGUGGGGGUUUUUUUUUCUUGUUUUUGUUUUAUUGAUAGUUUAUUUCCCAUGGAAUUUUGUAUAACUGUAUAUUUUUCAUUGUCUUUUGCUUCAGUCCCUUUGUUAGACGUCAACGAUGCGGGAAUUUGAUUUUCAUCACACACAAAAAUCUUCUCUUGUCAGAAAAGACACACUCGUACCACCCUCAAACCAUCCCCCUUAUGUCCCUGCCAGUAUGUUUAAUUGCUUUUAAUAUAAAACUCUUGAAAAUUAUAAUUUUUUUAUUAUGACCCUGCCUGUCCCUUCCGUGAAAUCCUAAAGCACAUUACGAUAUAGCAAAGGACGGAAACAGAAUGCAACGUAAGCCUUGAAAAACGUAGUACAAGUAUACAAAACAUAAUACUGUAUAUAGCAUCUCGGAAGAUGGUAAAGGUUUCUGAAGCGGACAAAGGAAAAUACCCUUUCAAUUCUGAAAAGUAUUCAGGAGAAGAAGGAUUUUACUGGAAAUAAUUGUAAAUACUUAAACCCGAAAAAGUGUUACACUUAGACUUCACAAGUUAAAAGUAAAACGAACAGAACAUCAAAGCCUCGAUGUAAAUAUAAGAUAAGCUUUUAAAAGAAAUGUUGAAGUAGAACAUUCAAUGUUACUUUCAAUCAAUCAGCAGCAGGCGAAUGGUAGAGAUCCGAACAUUUAAUGAGACCUAGCCCAUGAUAUACAAUAAACUGCAGUCAUUUUCAAUUCUUAAGGAUGACAGUUUAACGCCUUCUGCCUCACACUCUACGUUGUAUUACGUGCACCUUUAGCAGACACAUCUUGUUUAUAUUUGUACAAUGCUAUUUUAUUGUGUUGUAUUUUACUGUAAUUUUAUUGUAGUUUCACUGCGCACUGUAUUGUAUUACUCAUUCGGCAAGUACUACUAGAAAAUAAAAGUAGCGACUGGAGGUUUACUUUCACUUGCGAAAUAAAUGUAUCAUUUAACCGUCUUUAAUAAAUGUGGGUUUCCAUCGAA
Molecule: messenger RNA, 7565 nt
Organism: Pomacea canaliculata
Lineage: Eukaryota; Metazoa; Mollusca; Gastropoda; Architaenioglossa; Ampullariidae
Product: cGMP-specific 3',5'-cyclic phosphodiesterase-like
Exons: 25
Coding region: 768-3887 (1039 amino acids)
Biological process (GO): signal transduction
Molecular function (GO): 3',5'-cyclic-nucleotide phosphodiesterase activity; protein binding
Source: RefSeq, a predicted model, not a curated record